Messenger RNA from Ornithorhynchus anatinus (platypus), 4862 nucleotides. It is a transcript of the gene LIN54, whose product is annotated as lin-54 DREAM MuvB core complex component. Gene Ontology annotation, cellular component: nucleus. Bases 6 to 2441 code for a protein of 811 amino acids. Gene Ontology annotation, biological process: regulation of DNA-templated transcription. The transcript is spliced from 13 exons. NCBI's taxonomy places the organism in Eukaryota, Metazoa, Chordata, Mammalia, Monotremata, Ornithorhynchidae. The record is from RefSeq and is a predicted model, not a curated record.
AUGGGAUGCGGCGGGGAAAUGGCGCGGGGCGCGUGAUUUUGAACGAGCCCGGUCCGGCUCUCGGAGGCGCCGCCGCCGCCGCCGCCGCGGCUGCCGGAGACGGAGCGCGGGCCGACGAGGAAGCGGCGGCGGCAGCGGUUCCCGAUACUCAACUUCUAAUCGGUAGCUAUAUCAUGGAGGUGGUGUCAGCUGAGGUGAACAGCUUACUUCCAGAGGAGAUCAUGGACACUGGUAUCGCUCUAGUGGAAGAUGAUAGUAUUGAGGCUGUCAUUGUUUCAUCCCCUAUGGGAGAUUCAAUUCCCAUGGAAACAGAACUGGAAGAAAUUGUCAACAUAAGCACCACCAGUUUCUCCACAACUACAGUUAUUAUGCCCAGUGCUGCAGAACCUGUCACAGUGUCCAGCAACCAUACUAGCCAACUUCCAGCGAACACCACAGUUUCUAAAACUGAUCCCAACCCCACAGUGAUAUCUGCUUUUCCAGGUGGCCUUCCAAAACUCGGUGCUCAGACUCCCGUGACUGUGUCAGCCAAUCAGAUUAUUCUAAACAAAGUGUCACAGACAACUGAUCUUAAAUUCGGCAAUCCAGCUAUUAAGCAAGAUGGACAAAAAUUAAUUGUAACGACUUUGGGCAAGUCUGGCCAGCCAAUUGUUUUAGCACUGCCCCAUAAUCAACUACCCCAGACUCCGAAAACCACGUCUCAGACUCCGUUAGGAGACUCUAAAUUGCCAUCGCAGCAAAUCAAAGUAGUUACCAUUGGAGGGAGACCUGAGGUGAAACCUGUCAUUGGUGUCUCAGCUUUGACCCCAGGAAAUCAGCUGAUUAAUACUCCAUCACAGUCUUCUGUAUUACAGACCCAGCAAUUAAAAGCAGUGCAGAUUGCUAAGAAGACUCGAACACCAACUUCUGGUCCAGUAAUCACCAAGCUCAUCUUUGCAAAGCCACGUAAUAGUAAAGCAGUUACUGGACAGACAACUCAAGUAUCACCUGUCAUUGCAGGCAGGGUUCUCUCACAGUCUACUCCAGGGACUCCACCGAAAACAAUAACAAUCUCUGAAAGUGGUGUUAUUGGAUCCACUUUGAGUUCUACCACACAGACCCCAAAUAAAAUAGCCAUCUCACCUUUGAAGUCUCCAAAUAAGGCAGGGAAAUCAGCGGUACCGACCAUUGCUGUUGGAGGAGUGACUGCCCCGCAGUUUAAGACGAUCAUUCCACUGGCAACUGCUCCAAAUGUCCAGCAGAUUCAAGUGCCAGGAAGCAAAUUUCAUUAUGUCCGACUUGUUACUGCUACAACAGCCAACACCUCGAGCCAGCCAGCCACCCAGAACCCAACUACGAACACACAGCCUCUUCAGCCAGCAAAGCCGAUGGUGGUCAAUGCAACCCCAGUGCGAAUGUCUGUUCCGAUUGUCGCAGCACAGGCUGUCAAGCAGGUGGUUCCCAAACCUAUCAACUCAGCCUCCCAAAUAGUGACCACCAGCCAGCCACAACAACGGCUUAUUAUGCCAGCCACGCCCCUACCCCAGAUUCAGCCAAACCUCACUAAUCUUCCACCAGGCACUGUCCUGGCCCCAGCACCUGGAACAGGGAAUGUGGGAUAUGCAGUACUUCCAGCUCAGUAUGUCACUCAGCUACAGCAGUCUUCAUAUGUGUCUCUUGCAAGCAACACUGGCUUUUCUGGAACAUCAAGUAUCCAGACCCAAGCAAGGCUUCCAUUUAAUGGGAUAAUCCCAUCAGAGUCUGCAAAUCGUCCCAGAAAGCCAUGCAAUUGUACAAAAUCACUGUGCUUGAAAUUGUACUGUGAUUGCUUUGCAAAUGGUGAAUUCUGCAACAACUGCAAUUGUACAAAUUGUUACAACAACUUAGAGCAUGAAAAUGAAAGACAAAAAGCAAUAAAGGCAUGCCUUGAUAGAAAUCCAGAGGCCUUUAAACCAAAGAUAGGGAAAGGCAAGGAGGGGGAGUCCGAUCGACGGCACAGCAAAGGCUGCAACUGUAAACGGUCAGGAUGUCUUAAGAACUACUGCGAAUGCUAUGAGGCAAAAAUAAUGUGUUCCUCCAUCUGUAAGUGUAUUGGAUGCAAGAAUUUUGAAGAAAGUCCAGAACGAAAAACACUGAUGCACUUGGCAGAUGCUGCAGAAGUAAGGGUGCAACAGCAGACAGCAGCAAAAACAAAGCUAUCCUCGCAAAUUUCAGACCUGCUCACCAGACCAACCCCAACGUCGACAAGUGGCGGGGGAAAAUUACCAUUUACAUUCGUAACCAAGGAAGUGGCUGAAGCAACAUGCAGCUGUCUCCUUGCCCAAGCUGAGCAGGCAGAGAAGAAAGGAAAGUCCAAGGCAGCAGCAGAACGGAUGAUACUAGAAGAGUUUGGACGCUGUUUGAUGAGAAUCAUUCACUCGGCAGGAAAGGCCAAAAGUGAUCCUUGUACCAUGAAUUGUUAAUUCCUGCACAGAGACAGUAUAAAAAUGUUAAGGCACAGGGACACCUAGUUUUCUAGGAGAGUGAUACAAUAAUGCUUCUAUGUUAGUCCAGUGCUUGUUUGAAAAAUAUUUAGAAUGCAUAAUAUUGAAAGAAGACAUUUUAAAGUCACGUUAAAAGAAGGGGUUGUUUUAAGUAUUAAAUCUUAUUAGGGUAAAAUUUUCUUUGUGUUUGUACAGCUUUUAACUUGCUUGGGUUCUAUUGUUCAGAAUGACUGAAGAGCAUUUGUAAAUUAUUGUCUUAUCUUAUUUUCAGUGGAUAGCAUUGCAUUAUUUUGUUCAAAAUCUAAGAAAGCAAAACUGCUAUUGCUUAUGAGCAGAUGUCCGAACAGGCAUGAAAAGUUAGAGUAAAAAAGUGUUGAGAUAAUAUUCCUUAUUACGAUCAAAUUUUAAGGACUAUACUUUUCACUCUGGCUUGGUAGGGUGGGCUUGUGAGAGUCUGAGUCAUAAGGUUAAUAUCUAGAAGGGCAGCAUUUAAAUUGGAAAGUGUUAAUAUUUUAAAAAUAUUUUAAAAGCAAAAGAGUAAGAAGUUUCAGAGGAUGGACAGCAAGUACAUCUCCAUCAUAGGAGUGUUGUGGGAUUUCUCCAUUUCCCAUGACAAAGUGUUGGUUGGGUGGUAUCCUAGUUUAAUUAUCUUAAUUUCUUGGUAUUGAAGAGACAUUUGUGUGAGUUAAAUACUUUGUUUUAACAGAAAAAAAAUCAAAGUUCUCUGUAUUGAUCAUAGGAACUUGCUCUGGGAUCUAGGCAAAACUUGAUUACAUGAUGGUGAAGCAGUCGAAUAUGAGAAGGGCUGAGCUAGGCUGGAUUAGGCUAGUAUGGAACCAAUCCCAAGUGGGACAGAAACGAGCUCAGAGGGCCAUAUCACCAGGGAGGUAGCUGGAGGAAGGAGAGUUUCAUCGUAUCACGUUUCUUCUUUCCCUUUCCCCCUGCCACUCCCAGGCUUUGGUUUUGUCAUGGGAAAUGAGGUCAGAGUUUAAAAGAAAUUAUUUACACCUGAUAUGACCAACUGCCAGUUCCUUGCCAGUGUGGGGCCCAGGCCAUAUUGACUUUGCCUGAGCAGUAGGGUCUGCAUUAAAAAUUAACAAAAGGUUCCUGUCAGGCUCAAGCCAAGGGUGACUUAGGCUAGUAGGAUCAAACUCGUAAAACCUGCCCCCUAAAGAGCUCUCGCUUGGGUCGGUUUUCUUUUUCUUAUGAAAAUUUUAUGAUAAUUUUAUGAUAAUCAUAGUAGUCAUCCUGAUCAAAGUCUCUCCAAAUGAAUCAAAGAAUCUGAUUUGCAGUAUGACUCCUGAUAGAUCUUUCAUAGUAUAACCUUUUUUUAAAGGGCAGUUUAAUCUAGCUUUAUUUUAGCUCAUGGUCUUCAAAUGCACUAUAUGGUUAUCAGGACUCUCCAAAUCAACUCCGUAAAUGAGAGUUGGGUGUAAGGAAUCUUGGCAGUCUGAGAUUUUUCACAUAGUGGCUCUAAGGACCUAGGUAAUUUUCUUUAACUCAAAACUAAUCAGAGAACCUGUUGUCCCAGGACUUUAGAUCUUCUAAAGCAAACUAACCAUGUUGGAAUCUGAUAUUUGGGUAAAAUAUCUCUCCUUGAAAAUUACAAGAUUAGAAGUGCUACAUUUCUUUAAAAUACCUAUAGUUUUAAGUGGAAGGGCUACAGUUUGCACUUGUAAGAGCAAUGUGUAGAAUAUAUCCAUUUAAACCACCCUAAAAAGGAAUCCAUACUUAGUAAAGGAUAUCUUUUUGGGGGGGUUGGGGGGGUUGACUUACAAAUUACUGUGCAGUAACUUUAAGUGUAGAUAAUGCAGAUAUUAUUAAUGAUUCAGCCUAGUAUGUCCAGCUAAGGUUUGUAUAAAUGUAAAUUAGUGUAAGUGGAUAAAGUAAUUCCCUAAUCAAGUUAUUUUUGAAAGGGUUGCAAUACUUUUGGGGGGCUCCAACUAAGCCUCUGUGUGUCUUAUAUUCUGUGUUUUAUUCUAAUUGCACCUUUGUGAUGUGUAUUUAUAAACAGUAUGCAGAAAAUGUUUGUGAAAUUUGGAUUACAGUUGUAGAUUAUGUAUAAUACGUUUUUGAUGUUUUUGUUGUAAAGACAUGAAGGUGCAAUUCAAUGCUCUUUGUUCUAAAAGUUUUCAACAGCCUAUUGGAAUAUUAAGCAUUUCCCUCUGGUUAGUGUUGACUAAACUUUCUUUUUGUACCUAGCCAUUGGCAUCAAAUUGCUGAACAAGACAAAUAUUGGGGGUGGGCAGAGGGUAUCAUUUUCUAGUUCAGUUUACAUCUAAAGGUAGAAAAAUAAAAUUUAUAUUUACUAGACCUGUUCAAUAAAUACAGUUUUCUAUAUUAUAAAGACAAAGUAAGAUAAAUCAGAAAGGAAUAAACAUUUAUACUGUUCUUUAAAAA